Molecule: messenger RNA, 2644 nt
Organism: Mizuhopecten yessoensis (Yesso scallop)
Lineage: Eukaryota; Metazoa; Mollusca; Bivalvia; Pectinida; Pectinidae
Product: beta-1,3-galactosyltransferase 2-like
Exons: 2
Coding region: 148-1434 (428 amino acids)
Cellular component (GO): membrane
Molecular function (GO): hexosyltransferase activity
Source: RefSeq, a predicted model, not a curated record
CCCCCCACCCGAAGUUCCACGAUCUUUACGGAGCAUGUUAUAACCAUCCAGGAGUAUGUCAUCGUCUGCUACGGCCAUGUCUAGGUGACGUGAACGAAAAGCAUGAAUGACGCAACAGGGUUUUGACAUAAGAUAACGCCGCAAACCAUGGAUACGGCGAAGUCGACCAAUCACCUCCGGCUAUCUGCCCGACUAAGGCGUUUCCUGUUGGCACCGAUCUUGACUACCAUUGCCCUCCUCGCCUUCACUAUUCACUUCAGUCUCCUAGAUGGUCCCCGGGAGUCACUUGACUUCAAUGACGUUUCGAAGGAAGCGUCCUACAAAUCAGUGUUACAGCACUCUGACGGAAGUAUGGACGUCAUAUUCAACAUCCCAGCCUCAUCAAAUCUCGCGAGACAACUUAGACAAACCAAACAUGGCACGAAGGAUGUUUUCGGUAACUUUAAAGGAUUCGACAGGUCGGGAACACACAUGAAUAAAACAAUAAGCAGGUAUCCUCCCCCGUCCGCCAUUAGUGAAAAUAUCACGGGAAGGCGGUCUAUAAAAAAGACGCUAUAUCCGAUCACUUUACAAUCUCCAUAUCUCAUUAAUAAUGCUCACAUAUGUAAGGACAUGAAAAGGCCAGGUAUGUUGGUGAUUGUCCACACUGCCACCGACCACUUCAAGCGACGUAGAUCCAUACGGGAGACUUGGGCUAACAAAAACAUUCUUAAAAACCACGGACUUAAGAUAGUGUUUCUGUUCGGAUUAACAAACAAUAAGGACACAGAGAUUAUGCUGGAGAAUGAGAGUGUUGUACAUGGCGACAUUGUUCAGGGAAACUUCCAAGACACUUAUCACAACCUUACUCACAAGGGCGUGCUAGCUUACCGCUGGAUCAGUGAGUACUGCCGCAACGCGGACCUCAUCGUCAAGGUUGACGACGAUAUGUUCGUUAACAUCUUUUUGCUCUUGGAGAUAUAUUUUCCUAAAUACAAGAACAACACCCGGUUUAUGGGUUGUCAGGUUAGGGAGAAAGGUACAAGCCCUAUUGUUCGGGAUAAAAGCAAGUGGCAAGUCAACCGGGACGAGUUCAAAAAUAUGACGCACUAUCCAGUGACGUACUGUAAUGGCUAUUUCGUCAUAAUGUCGCCGGGCAUCAUCCGGGAACUUUACCGAGCCUCGUUUAUGACCCCAUUUUUCUGGGUUGAUGAUGUUUACUUGUAUGGGUUACUUCCGUAUAAAAUAGGAAAAGUGAAACACAUAGCUAUCAGCAGUAACCUAACACUUAGCCAAGAAGCCGGUAUUAAGUGCUUCACCGGAAAUACCACGUGUAAAUAUUUAGGUGCGUACGCAUUCAAAGAAGGCGUGAUGGAGAAACUGUGGUAUGCGUCCUUAUCCAUGUUUAAAGAUUUAGCUGCCAAAUAUUUACCUAGGGAGUUAUUAUUAACAUGAUACCUAACAUGUGUGUUUGGGUAUCGACAUAAAUGACGCCAGGAUUGAUAAAUGUAUCGUUACUUUAUACUUAAACUUUCUGAUAAAGUUACUGACUACGUACACAUGUAGAAUGUGCAUCUGACUUUGGUUUCACGAAACACUUUAUCAACAAUUAUAUUCCCUCAUUUUUGUUGAAUUCCCAAUUGCGAAUGUUUCAUUUACCUAAAGACGAGUUUCCACUGAAUUCCUGCAGUAUUUCAUUAUAAGAAGCAUUAAAAGAGUUAUGUUACCCUUCUCAAGUAUAAAGAACUUACGAAAACAAAAUACUUUAAUCGACAAAAGGAGUUAAAAAAAACAAGUGCUAUAAAAUUAAAAACGGUUAUAGACUUAGUUUUGAUCUGUAUUAUUAGUCACCAUAACGUUUACAUCUAGUCAGAUAAUUAUAACCCCUAUCGCUAGUCAUUAUUUAAACGAAAGGAUGAAAGGUAAGGUUGUGCACAGAAAUAACCUACCGGUUGUACAUAUGCAUGUAUGAUAAACAGUGAGAACUCUUCAUUUGAAAGUAGAUUCGUUCUAUACUACACAACAGAGUCAUGUACAUUAACUUGUAUGUUUGUUCACAGUCCAUUUGGAUACGAUUUUGAUGUGUAUCAGAUCGCAACGAUAUCACAUUACUCUAUAAUAUUGUCUUGUUUGUAUGAUUCACGUCUGUUUUAUUAGUUUUCAAUGUAUUGUAUUGCAAAAGGAAUAACUGAAACAUACCCGAUGCUUGCCAUGAAUUUGAUAUUUCAAGACUCUUGCCUCGAUGGUUGAAAUUGCCAAUCUUGCCCAAAAGGGUCUUGGUGAGUCCUUUUCUUUGACCCUGUGAAAUUGAGAUCCCUCUAUUUGGGUGUAGACUCGAUGCCACACAAAGAAACUAGGCAGCGCUGGUAAGCUAAUAAAUAGCUCGUCUCCACAAUAUAUUGUUACUGUUUUUACGUUAAAUAUAUUACAUCAAGAGUAAAAUAAUCUUUCCGAAGAUUUGACUGAAAAUGUUGCCCCAAUGGUUGAGAUUAUCCCGUUCCACCCCAAGGGGGUGAUUGAGUCUUCUUUUUCUUACCUUUGUGAAAGGUUUCAGUUGAUAUAUGCAUUUAUGAAGGAAUGGCGUAUACAUAUUGCUGUUUGUCAUUUCAGAUUAUAUUUAGUUAUGCUUUGUAAACAAAUAAAUAAAAACAGUCGUAACAAUGUU